AGGAGGUUUCUGUAUUUAAGUUCUAACAUACCCCAGAGGGGUUUGCCCCCCAUAAAACAUGGUGCAUCUGAGAAAUAUGAGUUGCGGACUCUUACUUUUCCUACUUCUCCCCUGGUUUGGCUUAGGAAAGACCCCAGCAACUCAUGUCUUUCCUCCAGGAAUUGUUACAAGCCAUUGUCUGUCUAGGAUAUUCUGGAUGAAGUUAGACCAACGUUUUCUUAAGGGGAAAGUGUUCACCCUGGAGCUUGUUGAACCACAUGGUGGUGUUCCAGUCCCACUAGAUGCAAAGCUUGCUUCCCGUUGUGGCUAUAUCCUGUCUGAAGAUGUCUGGGGUAAUCCUGUUUUCCGGGCCUCUGUGUUGGGAUGUCAUGUGACUAAUCAGGGAGACACAUGGUUCUCCCUUGGUGUAAAUGUAAAGGUUUCCUCAGCUGUGGAUGAGAGAAGAAUGACCACCUACUCCCAUAUGAUGUACUGUACUUAUGCUUCGUGGGCCCCAAGAGAAAUCCUCUGUGAAGAGAACUACAUGGAGGUCUCUGUGAAGAGUGAUGUGCCAACAAUCUCUGAAGGCAAGGACCCUGAGCAAUGGAUGUCAGCCCACUGGAUGUCUGCUCUACCUGGGGCUCAAGAAGCUGCCUAUAAAUUAUGGCAAAUGGUUUUUCAUUCCCCAUCGGGAAGAAAUAUAAUCUUGGUAAGCAAUGCUGCAAAACUGGGCUAUGGUUUCAACAAUACAGGCACUCGAGUGUUUCUUCGCUCUCCUUAUUCCAGCAAUGAGUCAGAAAUCACCAUGGUUGAGAAUCUACCUGUUGCUACAGUGAGUUCCACUGCUGUGUACAAACAGAGAUGGCUGCUGCUCCUAAUCGACACGACUGUGUCCUGUCCUGUUGAUGGUGUCCUGUUCUCUAACACAACCAUAACCUGGUCUGUGCCGAGCAUUCUCCCUUCUCUGAUCCUUCAGCUGGGCACAUUCCGGUCAGAAAAUGUAUCCAUGGGUGUUGGUGGCAGAAGAGUAGCAGACCCUGAAGCCUUGCGCUACUUGCUCCAGAUGAAUACAACUCACAUUGAAGUGACUGUCCCCAUUGGUGCUGAGGGGGGCCGGAUCAAGAGUGAUGUUGUUAAUGGUGCUUAUGGAACCACCUAUAGUAUCAACUUGUUCCUGGAACAUGUGUGGACAGACACUGACUGGCAUCUGACAAAGUACAUCGUGAUCAAGCCCAUCACUACUCCGUUUAUGGCUCGAAUGCCCACAGUCAACAAUAAUACCGUUCCAGACACGAGACUGUUCAAUAUUGUGAUUGGCACUUUUCUUCCGGAUGAUCAACUGGUGAAAGUGGAAAUUGGUAACGUGCCCUUUACCAUCCAAGAAGCAAAGAGCCAUGGAUACAAGAUCUCAGAAACCCUCUUCCCCAAUGGGACCAAAGGAUUUGUCCUAGAAGUUCCUUUUGAUGAUUCCAAUGUGAUAAAGGAGUAUGUAAACAGAAACGAAACCAAAUAUACCCUUCUUGUAAACUAUAUACUGAAAGUGGGUCCAGAAAGGAAGCCAUUUUCUCAGCCUGCUGAAAUAGAGUGUACCCUAGAAGAUAUUAUUGUUCCCCAAGCAGUGGGAUCAUGUGACAAGGAGAACAUGUACCUGACCAUCCCUACUGCAGGCCUACGGCAGUACUGGGAUCUCUACGUUGGCAACAAACUCUUGAUUCUACGCUCGGGACUCUCAAAUGGCUAUUUCUUGAUGGAAAAUGCCACUCACUUAUUGCUUAAGGUGCCUCUCUUUGCUAAGGGUGUCACGUAUGAGGAUAUUUCCCUCCAGGGAAUCCAAGCUAGACUUGAUGUUGCUUUAAGGAAAGCAAACACAAUGGAGACCUUAAAUAUCUUCUCUGUUCAGUGCAAUUACCACCCAUCAGAUUUCAUUGUGUGCUUUCCCAAUGGAACUGUAGCAGUCUCUGCCCUAAUGCUGACUGACCCUUCCGUCGAUUUGGGUAAGACCACUCUGAAAGACCGCACUUGCAAGCCGAGAGAAUUCACCAAGGAUCGGGCCUACUUCCGCUUCCAUGUGACCAGCUGUGGCACCUCUCUGAGGUUUGAAGGUGAUUAUAUGAUCUAUGAAAAUGAGAUCUCUUUAGAGCAAGAGACCCUUCCUGUUGGAGGUCAUCCCACAAUUACAAGGGAUCCAGCCUACAGAUUAACUCUUCUGUGCUACUAUCUAGCCAAAGAGACGCUGGUAAAAAAGGCUAGUAUUAGAAGCAAAUCUCGCAACAGAUCUCCUUUGCCCUAUGGUGAUGGGACUGUAAUGCUCCCAUCGACCUUCAGAGGAUCAAGAAGAACUAGACAAACACUGGAGAUAAAAUCAAGAAUAUCCAAAGAUCAUACUUUCACUGAAUUUUACAAUGACAGAAAUAGGAUGGUGAUGAAACAAUGGUUUGAGCCCAUGUACUUUGAGAUAGAGCUGUUGCAUUAUGAAGAUACCAAUGCUGAGUUAUUCCUAGAUAAGUGUUGGAUAUCACAGUCUCCAGAAUUUGAUGGCCACCCACAGUGGAGCAUUGUUGAGAGAAGCUGUGAGAGAGAGACGAAAAGCUCUCUGGCACAGUUAUUUCCAGUAAUCAAGAACAUCAGAGUCCAAAAUCCUUCUCUUGUCAAAAGGCUGAUGGUGAGGCGACUGACGCCUGGCCCUGAAAGGGUGUAUCUGCACUGCUUGACUCAAGUUUGCAGCUCUCUCACUGGACCCAACAAUCUUGCUUCUUGUGGAAGACAGUGUCCUUCUGCAGGGGAAGAUACACUGGACACAUUUACUGAAUUGCACUCCAGGCCUCAUGGAUAUACAGCAGCAGGACCCAUCUUGUUAACCCGCAGUAAUGGAAGAGACACUGUAAAUGCUAAUCAAGAAAAUACCAUCCAAAUGCCUGGCCUUUGGGUUGCAGUGGGAAUCAUCACCUCCAUGACUGUGGCGGUUGUCAUACUACACCAAAUGGCCUGCAUUCAGUUAAAGAAAUGUAACAAUUUGCAGAAAUAAAAAUGUAUUCAGAACCA
This is a messenger RNA of Tachyglossus aculeatus (Australian echidna), 3021 nucleotides long. RefSeq lists its product as uncharacterized. Bases 59 to 3004 code for a protein of 981 amino acids. The record is from RefSeq and is a predicted model, not a curated record. The transcript has 23 exons. NCBI's taxonomy places the organism in Eukaryota, Metazoa, Chordata, Mammalia, Monotremata, Tachyglossidae.